ACCACCUACAUCACCUGUCCUAUGGACUUGUCCACUCUCGGCAUCAAACUCCCCUUUCUUGUCAUGAUCAUCAAAAACCUCAAAAAAUACUUCACCUUCGAAGUCCAAGUCCUCGACGACAAAAACGUCAAACGACGAUUCCGUGCCAGCAACUACCAAAGCACCACCCGAGUUAAGCCCUUCAUCUGCACCAUGCCCAUGCGACUCGACGACGGGUGGAACCAAAUACAGUUCAACCUGUCGGACUUCACCAGACGUGCCUACGGGACUAAUUAUAUCGAGACUUUGAGGGUCCAGGUCACUCCUCUCCCCAUUCUAGAUCCAUGCAAACUGCCGCAUUCGACGAGUCUUUUUCUCCGAGAGGCUCUACUCCGAGGACGAACUCCCCGCAGAGUUCAAGUUGUAUCUCCCCGUCCAGAACAAGGCUCGUUCUUAACACACUAAUUCACUAUUAACGCUAAUAUGUUCGGGUUAU
This is a messenger RNA of Octopus sinensis (East Asian common octopus), 475 nucleotides long. RefSeq names its product cilia- and flagella-associated protein 20-like. Gene Ontology annotation, biological process: cilium assembly; regulation of cilium beat frequency involved in ciliary motility; positive regulation of cell motility. The transcript has a single exon. NCBI's taxonomy places the organism in Eukaryota, Metazoa, Mollusca, Cephalopoda, Octopoda, Octopodidae. Gene Ontology annotation, cellular component: motile cilium; ciliary basal body. The record is from RefSeq and is a predicted model, not a curated record. The coding region runs from base 22 to 444 and encodes 140 amino acids.